UUUCCGUGCUCGCUGGUGCUGGAGGUGCGGGGUACCCAUCCCCCCCCCGCCCCUUCUACAGCCGGAGAACCAGCUGAGCCCCCGGGAGAAGCCCCCUCCCCGUGGCUGGCUGCUGGCAGCAGGGGGCGGUGAGAGCUGGAGACAUGCGAACGGAGACAGCCGGAGAGCCGCGAUGGAGCUGAGCCAGGCCUGGGGCUGGGGGCGCUUCUCCCGGGCUCCUCGCUGAGCUGCCGGGGCUCAUGGCUGCGGGCAGCAGGGGGCGAGCCGGACAGCGAGUGGGGGACUUGAAUCUUUAGUAGUCACUGCUGGGCUCUCGCUCUUCGGGGGUCUCAUGGUGUCCUGCCUGCCUACCCCCUGCCCAGAAGAUGACCAGAUUGCUAUUGGGAGUCACUCUAGAGAGGAUCUGUAAGGCUGUCCUCCUGCUUUGCCUGGUUCACUUUGUCAUCAUCAUGAUCCUCUACUUCGACGUAUAUGCCCAACACUUGGACUUCUUUAAUAGGUUUAAUAUCAAAAACUCGUCCCGAUUGCACCCUUAUUACAACUUCUCACGCCCCAACGGCACUGCCCACAGCUAUGCCGCUGCCACCUCUGCUGGGGAGCCAUUAACACCAAGUUCCAAGAUGGAACUCAAUCAAACAGUCACCGAAAAGCCGCUGUUCCCGUGUCCAGAUUCACCUCCGGGUCUUGUCGGCCGUCUCCUGAUUGAGUUUAGCUCCCCCAUGACCAUGGAAAGAGUCCAAAGGGAAAAUCCUGAUGUGACCGAAGGUGGCAAAUACACACCGCCCGACUGCCAGCCCAAAGAGCGGGUGGCUAUUAUCAUUCCUUUCCGGCACCGGGACCAUCACCUGAAAUACUGGUUGCACUAUCUCCACCCUAUACUGCGGCGCCAGAAAGUGGGGUAUGGAAUUUAUAUCAUCAAUCAGUUUGGAGAGGACACCUUUAACCGAGCCAAGCUCUUAAACAUCGGUUUUCUGGAGGCGCUGAAGGACGCAGACUAUGAUUGUUUUAUCUUUAGUGAUGUGGACCUCAUCCCAAUGGAUGACAGAAACCUCUAUCAUUGUUAUGAGCAACCACGCCACUUUGCCAUCGCCAUGGACAAGUUUGGAUUUCGGUUGCCAUAUGCCGGCUAUUUUGGAGGGGUUUCUGGACUCAGCAAAGCUCAAUUUCUAAAGAUCAACGGCUUCCCCAAUGAAUACUGGGGCUGGGGAGGAGAAGACGAUGAUAUUUAUAACAGAAUAACUCUCAAUGGCAUGAAAGUCUCCCGACCUGAUAUCCGCAUCGGCCGCUAUCGUAUGAUCAAACAUGAACGCGACAAGCACAACGAACCCAAUCCUCAGAGGUUCACGAAAAUCCAGAACACAAAGAUGACCAUGAAGAAAGAUGGCAUUAACUCUCUGCACUACCAGGUGGUACAUUUCGCCAAAUACCCCAUGUACACAAACAUCACAGUGGAUAUUGGGAAGCCCCCGCCUCGGCCAGCUCGAGGGUGAUUUAAUUUACUGACUGGCGCUCUGCUCUCUGGACAUUGCCUGCUUCUGACGCCUUCUGCAGAGAGAUCCAU
This is a messenger RNA of Spea bombifrons (plains spadefoot toad), 1561 nucleotides long. RefSeq names its product beta-1,4-galactosyltransferase 2 (gene B4GALT2). Gene Ontology annotation, molecular function: glycosyltransferase activity. The record is from RefSeq and is a predicted model, not a curated record. Bases 366 to 1490 code for a protein of 374 amino acids. The transcript has 7 exons. Gene Ontology annotation, biological process: carbohydrate metabolic process. Lineage: Eukaryota; Metazoa; Chordata; Amphibia; Anura; Pelobatidae.